Molecule: messenger RNA, 11433 nt
Organism: Cinara cedri
Lineage: Eukaryota; Metazoa; Arthropoda; Insecta; Hemiptera; Aphididae
Source: the annotation of a GenBank genome assembly
AUCGACAUCAUUCGAUGUCAUUCUCUGCGCUCUUGUGCGAACGUUUUUAAAGAACACAUCAUUAUUUACAAUAUGAACUAUUCUGCUUAAGAAAAAAAAUAGCUGUAUUGUUCCUACAAGAAAUUAUAGAAUAAGUUUUAGGUAUUUUUAUUGAAUUAAAAUGUUAUUAAUGAAAAAUGGCGAUCAUUUCUUUAUUCCGGUGUGUACACUACUCAUCGUCGUCGGCUACCACGCAACUACAGGUAAACCUUUAUGCAUAAUAUAAUCAUCUACAUAAAUAACACAGUUUUUCUUAAACGUAGGGUUGAUAACACGGUCAAUAAUAAAUAUAUUAUUUAAUAAAUUUCCAAUUUUAAUAAAAGUCCGAGUAGUAUUUUCUGUUUUUAUGUAUACAGCGAUUGGUGCAAUAAGUUGAUUUAUUGAAGUUUUAGUCUAUAUUAAUUUGACUUUUAAUGCCAAAUGUUAUCAUUUAAUUUUAUCUCAUGUAGCUAUUAUAUCAUAUACUUUAUGUAACAUCUUCUAUUAAGGUAUUUUGAUUUCCAGCAAAAAUUUGGAAUUUAAUUUUUAAAUCAGUUAAAAUUAACUUAAUUAACUAGUUUGAGGAAUAAACUUUUGGCUUAAUGUAGGUUGAGAACGAAUUACAUUUAACUUAAACUAACCGUGUCUGUAUUCACCCGAAUUAACGAGUUAUGAAAAUUGUCGACAUGCUCCUUGCUUAAUCGUAUCAAUAUUUUAUUAAAUACAAGUACUUUUCAAAGUUUGUCAGUAGCUAAUUAAAAAGUUAAAGUUAUAAGAAAUUAAUUUUCGUGUGAACGCUUUCCAAACCAAAAUCCAAUGACACUAUUUCAAAAAAAUAAAAACAAUACAAACAUUUUACUAUUUUGGUUAACGGUACUUUUAUAUCCAUAUUAUCAUGGGCCUAAAAUAUUUCAAAGUUUCUCGGUGCAGUGUUAGAGUAAAAUACGGAAGAUCGCCGCUCACAAAACGACCGACCUCCAAAGAAACUGAAGUUGUUUACUCGGUUAUUUUGUAUAAUAUGUGUGUACACUGUACAUUUUUCGCCUCAGUAAGUAAGUACACUCAACUAGCACUGUACUGUAUACGCUUAACCGUCUUUUCAAUUAAGCGCCACAGUCCUGGUUCCGAAGUCGAAGGUAACGGUUAAUAAGGUUCUAAUAACUGUAUACAGUUAUAAUAUAAUAUAAUAUUUUUUUAAAACUUUUACUACACACAUAUUUCCAUACCUAAACCUAUUGACACGUGCGGUAAAUUGUGUUCCGAUUUUACAUACCUACCGGCUAUUGCUUAGAGAUUUAAGAAUAUUAUCCCGGAUUUUUACGACCCUCACUUGCGACACGCUUACUGUUGUUCGAUAAGCCGGUGUAAUAAAAGCUCGUGAUGUUAGUAUCGUACAUUUACCUACUUAUAUAUAUAUAUACCUACUGCAAAAUUAUCAUUAAAUUUGAUAUUUAUUAUACGUACAAUUUUCCAGGUGAACUCAUAAGGAUCAAACUCAAAAAAGAUACGGAACGGGUAAAUAUUAUAAUACCUAUAUUCGAUGUCUAUCGUACAUUGAUGUCGGUCCUGAUUAUUAUAAUGAUAAACAUCGAUCGUUUUAGAGUUUCAAAGUAUGCGACCAAUACACAGAAUGUGUGUCGGGUUUUGAAUAUUGUGAUAAUAAUUCGGCAUCAGAAAAUCUACAAAAAUGCGAUGUGGACCACGAAUCGUGAGUAUACCCAUAUUAUUAUGUUAAAAUUGUUAAUUCCGUAUUCGAUUAGUAUUUAAUUAAUAAGUUAUUAUUAUUAUUAUUAUUAUUAUUCAUAAGAUGAAAACAAAUUCUAUUAGGCCGAACUAGAGUUGUAAACCGUCUACAUUUAGAGGCCAGGGGGACUGUUUUAUAUUUGUUUGAUUUGUCCUACGUCUAACAACGUAUUCUACAUUUUAAUACAUAGACCUCAUUGUUCAAAAAAAAAAAAACAAAUAAAAAUAUAUAUAUUUUUUUGAUAUAUUUCUAUUAUAAAAUAGAAAAAAUCAGUAACAAAAAGUUGGAGAUUUCUUCUUUUUUUUUUUUGGUCAACAAUAUUUUAUAUUUAAAUAGUCUGAAUUGGCAACCUUACCAGGCCAAACGAUUACAAACGAUGUGGUUUUCUUUGUACCUAUACAUGUUUAAACUUUGACGCUAAUUUGGGACAGGUUAUAAUAGUAUAUAUCCAAAACAAAUUUAGUAAUUUAUAAACUCUUUCAAACCUUAAAUUAUUAUACCUAUUAUGUCAUACACUGCACGCGCAUCGUAUACAGCUGAUUUUGUAUUUGUACACGGUGUUUAAACUAGUUAAUACAAAUUAACAUUUAAACUGCAAUAAUAUUAUAACUGUAUAAAUUUAUUUACUAAAACGUAAUAUGUAAUAUAUAUUGUUGCUAUUUUUCAUUAUCUGUGUAUUUUUCAUGAAUGUAAUUUAACAAUUGAGUUGAAUUGUGUGUAGAUAAAUUUCUUUUGUUAAUUUUUUUGACAUAUAAUAAUAAUGCUAAAACAAUUUUUGUCGCGAGCUGAAAUUUAUUUUUACGAACCUACAAAAAUGUCUUGUUUGUUUAAUGUACACGAGCUGUUUUUAUCAGUGUUUAUCUUUAUUUCAGUAUACCUUACUUGCCCAUAUAAUAUACGGAUAGGUAAUAUUUUUAAUAUAAUUUUGUACCGUUGAAAAAAAAAAAUAUCUGAAUUACAAUAAACGCGUCACCGUUUAUUCGUGAAAUAAAUUACAAUGACUAUGUCACGCGUCCUUGUUUUCAAGGCACUAAAUGCGCCUAAAAGUCAUUGUUCUAAUGGCGAAAUGUAAUUAAAAAAAUAUUUCAACGCUAUAUACAGUAUAAUAUUGUUAUGACGAUAUUAUAUUAAAAAUCUUUGUAUCAUGUAUUAUUACAAUACAAUAUAUAGGUUGGCAUAAUAAUAAUACGCUCUGUGAACUACUCUAUACAAGUUUAAACGAGACUUAAAUCGUGGUUAACAAUCAGUACGGACUAACAAAGAUCACUGUCGAAUAAAUGUAUUAUUUAGAAUUUUAGACACGCAGUAAUAACGGGAAUGUGCAACAGCAAAUUGAAAGAAAAUGGUUUGCAUAUUUUGUUUAAUCUUAGGUCAUGUUUAGGCAGCAUAGUAUGGAAUUCAAAUUUGAUAAAAACAUUAAUAUUACUAUAUGUGCGGUAAAAAAUAUUAGAUAUUUUAAGAGGAGUUUUGCCCCCCCUCACCCACCCGCGGUUCGUGAAUCGUGGUAAUUUUUCGCACUCCCCCCCCCAAUUUUUUACCAAGUGCUGUUUAUGGCUACUAUUGUCAUCUGUACUUUAGAUAUUAAAAUAUUAGGUAAUUGUAGUUUAUUUUAUUUACAAAAUGUAUACAAUUUCGAAAUAAGUUUCAACGAAUGAAUUAUUAUUCGCUAGAAAUAUUUAGACGUUAAAACGGUGAAAAUACAAGUUUUUAUUGUUCACAAUACGAACCAUUAAUAUUGUCAUGCGAUAUUGUGCGUGACUGAUACAAAAUAAAAUGAUUUUUUCUGUGCUAUUGAAAUAGCACAAGUACAAAAACAAAUGUUUAAUACUAUACAGUACUAAAAAUUUGUUUUUUAUUGUAAUAUAUUAUGUAUGCAGGGUAUAGCAGGACUCGGAAGUUAUAGGAGGUAAAUUUGGCAAUAUAUGCAUGCAAAUAUACAUACAAUAAAUCAAAAUAUGCACGCAAAUAAAUUAAAAAUAUUCCAAAAAUAUAAUGAAUAUUAAAAAAAUAAUAAAUAAAUAUACGUAAAAUAAUAAUACAUAAUACGCGUAUGAAAAUCAAUGAAAAUCGAUGAAAUGUCGAAUUUUCCCAUACAUUUUUCAAACUCGCCUGCGUCGUAAGGAACGGGUUUCUAAAUCGGUCCGUAAUAUAAACCGAGAGAGCACACAGACAAAUAUGCAACUGCCCUAUAACUCCCGACUGUGAAUUCCGAGACCCAUAAGUUAUACACAUAACACUGUACAAUGUACACGCUGUAUUCGUUAAUAUUAUGUACGUUUUUACAAUAAGGUCGACCAGUUUCUGUUGUCCCGUCGAUAAAGUCGUACGUGCGAAACGAGAGAGGAGAAUGACCGCCGUCGCCGACGACGACGAAUCCGACUUGGACAAAGUUCUAGACAGAGCGGCGCCGGAACCCAUCAAACCGUUGCCGGAAGAACCGGAAUGCGGAGUGAACACAAAGUCGAUAUCGAAAGUCGCGUCCGUGCAAAACGCAGAUGCCAGCGAUUGGCCUUGGAUGGCCGUGUUUCUGGAGACUACGUACUAUAUGAACUUUUGCGGCGGCGCGCUGCUCAAUCGGCGAUUUGUAUUGACCGCGGCUCAUUGUUUUAAAAAGUACGCACAACAUUGAUUUAUUUUUUACGUUAAUUCAGACGCUUAUAUCACAGUACUAUUUUUUUUUUUCAAUCAUCAUCCAGCGACCACAAUAAUAAAAUAUCUCCGCAAAUUUUGCGUAAAAUCGAUUUUGUUUGUUUUUUUUUUUUUUUCAGUCGUUACUGAAUCCUAAAAUGAUCUUGCGUGUAUAAUAUUUUCAUACUAUUACCAUUAUUCUGUACCGUUUAAAACACACGUUGAUUUUUGGUUUUCUAAUUGCAAUAUUCCCGCUCCCUUUUCAAACCACAUUCGAAAAAAACAUAUUUUCCAUAAUGUUUGAUUUGUUUACAAUUUAUCGUAUAUAAAUUAUUCAAGUUUAAAAUUUGGAACGGGGGAUUAGCGAGGGGCUAUUAUCUAAAAAUGGAUCUAUUAAUUAUCCUUUCCUACAACUCCCCCGGGAUGAUUAAUUUUUAUAAUUCUAUAAAUGACAAGUACAAGAAUAGCGUUAUUAUGGUGCAUCAAAAUGUCUUGAAAACUUUGUUUUUCUAGUGCGUUUUUGUAAUAAAGAGGAGGAGAAUGUCAUUUAAAAAUAGUAUUAGAAUGACGGAUUUAACACAGUAUAUGAUACAUAAAUCACAAUAUGAUUGAGAAACCCUAAAAUCAAUUUAACCAAAAAUUUAUGUAGGUUAUUAAUUAUUGUCGUUGGAUCGUGAUAAAAAAAAAUUAUCCUGUAUAUGAAUACAGAAAAAGUCAUUAGACGGAGGUGAAAAAUAAAAAAAAAAAUUAACAAUCAUGGUUUACACGAAAUAUCAAUUUAUAUAAUAUGGAAACGACCGUCGGUGCAGUAAUACAGCCAAACUGUCAAACAAGAAUUGUACUUAAUUAAAAUACUCUAUCGACUGUCCAUUAGUUGGUGUACUUAGGCACUACCCUCGUCUCGCAAAAGUACCCCCGGAUCGUAGAAAAUUCAACGCCGUCUUAUAGCGACAGUCUACAUAUUAUAUAUAUCUGUCUAUCUGUCUGCCUCGAGAAGGUCUGUGAUGUUAUAUUAUAUAGGAUUUAGUAGUUUUUCCCACUGUCCAAACAACGAUUUCCGCUCGUAUUCCUACUAUAAAUGAACCAUCUCGACCCACAGAUUAUUAUUAUAUCAUUACUAUGACCCAGUACUGCAGCAUUGCCUUAAUUUGUUUGCUUGACAUUACAUCUACCAGAGUACUCGAGUUCAAAUAAUAAAUUUAAAAGUAUUUUUUUUUUUCACUUCGAUAAUUUAAAAAAUGCUUUUUAUUCAUUUUAUUCUGCUUUUUGAGAAAUACCCAACUUAACGUUAGUAAUUACUAGUGUUACUAGUGAUGUAGGACAAGUAUUUAUAUGAAAACAUUUAAAUAUAAAUAUGCACUAAAAACACAAAAAAGUAAUGAAAAAAAUCAUAUUGAAAAUGGUUUAAGAAUAUACGAAAGCCUUAAACAUGUUCUAAACAUUUACGAAAUCCGUCUCAAAAAUAUAAUAUAUUCUGUAAGUAACAGAUUGCAUUUAUCGAGUAUAACUACACGCGAUCGCAUCAUUAUAUUAUGCUGCUCUAUAGCACUGACAAUACGAACACGUACAUUAUUGAUUUCGAUUAUCUGUAGCUAAACAAUAAUAUUAUUAUUAUUAUCAUCUUAUUUUAAUAUCAUCGGGUAUAUUUCAUUUUAGCUUCGUAAAUCAAAAUUUAUGGAAACACCAAGGAAGAUUUUAAUCGUUUUCGUGUGCACCCAAAAACAGUAUGCUAAUCUAUUCUGAUAUUUAUGAUUUUCACGUACAUUCGAGUCGACCGGAGUAUGUAAUUAAAGUGUAUCGAUUCUCUUAUAAAACGACGGUACCUAUAUAAUAAUAUAACUUACUGUAAGUAAAGUUGUAAUCGUCUAUAAAAUAUAUACGUAUACGAAUAUAUAUAUAUAUAUAUAUAUAUGUUACCGUUAAUGUCGGGAAUUCAGGAAGUGUAUACAAUGACUAGGAUUCGGAAGUUAUAGGAACUAAAACAGGCGAAAUAUACACGAAAAAGUUAUAAAAUAUGCAUGAAAAAAAUGUAAUAUAUACAACAAAAAAAAAAAUAUUUAUUUAUUUAAUAAAAGUUUAUUAGUUAUUACUUAUUACUUAUUUAUUAAAAUACACAAAAAAAAAAAAAAAAUUGUAUUAUUGAAAACUAAAAUAAUGCGCGUAGCCGAUUGGCAUUUGACAUUAAUUAUUUUAGGAUAAAUAACUUUAAUAGUGUCGUCUGCUUUUUUCAUCUAAGAUGCUGCAUAGGACAAAAAUAAUAAUACGUCAUUGUGACACCGUUAGUAUAUAAUAAAAACGUGAUAUUAUCAUGUAAUUUAGUAAUGGUGAACAAUUUGGCCUUUUUAAGUACUUCUUUUGUUAGAAGAAAAAUUUUCCCAGGACUAUCUGACAAUAAAGUUCCAAGUACAAUCAUGUUUGCAAUAUACUUUCCUCCACAUCAGUUAUUUCGUCGAUUAAAACCAAUAUUUUUUGCCCUGUAAUAUGUUGCUCUAUUUCAAUCAUACAUUCGUCGUGGCAAUCAUCAAUGUAUGUUUUCCUUAAAGUACUUUCACUAGGUACAGCGUUAAAAGUGUAUUUCUCAAUAAACUUUUGGAAUUCUGUGUUAGAAAUUGUAUAAACAGGAAUAGUUGCUGCCAUCAAUGCCUUGCACAAAUCUUUAGAAAAAGCUGACUAUUUGUUACAUUCAGUAAAAAGUUGUUGAGUACAUGAAGAUGACUUGCUGGCCUUUAGACGAACUGCUAACAUUUGAUGUUUAUUUGUGUUGCAUGACCGUAAACGUAUUUUAUGCCAUCACUUUAACUGCGCAAACUUUACAAAACAGAAUAUCACUGUCAGACGAAAAUACGUCUCCGUAUUCUCUUAAAUGUUUUUGUAAAUUAAUGUUUUUUUACUUUUUGAUAAAAUAAAAUAUUACUAUAAAGUCUGGCACGUGUAUACCUACUGUACAGAGUAUAAUAUUGAACAAAUACGCACUACAAAUAUUAAAGAUAUGACAGAAUACACUACACGUGUUGUCUAGAACACAACUGACAAAUUUCAGUCUCAUUCACGAUAUGAUAGUAUUUUGGCAAUGUGAACCGCGUGAAUAUCGUUAAAUUAAUAGUAAACGAUAAGAAAUAACAAUAAAUAACUACGAAAAAUAAUAUUGAGUUUUAUACGAUGCUCGUUUUCCGAGUUAUUAGCGUUUUAUUACAUAAAAAUACAUUUAAAAUAAAUAAAUUAAAAAUGAAAAAAAAAAAUUAUUUUAGAAAAUUUUAAAUAUAAAUAUAAAUAUACAAAAAUAAAUGAAAAUCAACGAAGUAUCCACUUUUUUUUCCAAAAUUAACGAAAUAUGCAAAAUAUGCAUUUUUAAUUUUCAAUUUUUAAAAUUAACAUUGUAUAGCUCGGUCUGCUAUAAAUCGAGAGCAUACAGAACAGUAUACAUCUCCUAUAACUUCCGAGCCCUAGUAAUAACUAUAGGUGAUGUCAGUACUAACGAUGCAAACCCGUCAUUGUGGACAAUCGGUGUAUAUCAGGUAUCGACGUUUAGUCAUUGUCAUUUGCGGUAUUUCCUAAACUGCUUAUCGAUUUUUCGCUUAUAAAAUUGUCUAAUUUAUUUUAUCGUAUCUUCAUAUUUUGGUUUAUAAUAUUUUAUUUAAUGUUAUAACAAAAUAAAUUAUAUUGCACACUCUCGUUAAAAAACUCCAAAAUGAUUUUGAUACGCCUGGUUAAAAGAAAAAUCCUGAAGAUAAUAAAAACUUUUGUAAAUAACGACAUGAUUCGUGGAAAAAAAAGAUCGACUAAUUAAGAGUGUAAAAAAACACACAUUAGAAGUCCUUUAUCACGUAACUAACAAGGAUUUGUUUGAUAAUUUUAAUACAAGUCAUGCCACUAUUCGCCAUGAUGGUUGAGAUGAUAUCUGAUCUUAAAAAUAAGAAAUCGCAAUAUCACAAAAAAAGCCAUUAUGAUAACUUUUUAGAAAUAUCAACCAAAUCAAUCAUUGACAAUAACGACUAGGCAUUACUAAUGCAUGACAAGAACUAACGAAAAUACAACCAAAAUAGUAUCAACGAUCGACGUUUUUUGUUAGUUUUUACUUUUUUAGAAAAACACUUUGGGAAUCUAAGAUAAAUUGUUCAAAUAAAUAGAGUAUGUGCACCGGGCGAAAAAUCCGAAACUUUAAGGUAAUUUGUAAUAAGUGAUAAUUUUUUUACUAACCGAAAAAGGAUUUUCCAAAAACAUAUUUUAUUAUGUUCUUAGCUGAAUUCAUUAACACUCAGAAUCUAAAAGUAUAAACAUCAAUCACAAUUAUUGUCUAUUUGAGGUUUCAAAAAUGACAUCAAUAUAUUUCAUUGAUACCGAAUCCAUCAGGUCCGUCUCUGUCUUUGCGUAUAAUUUUGACUCUUCUGCAGGUACGACAAACAGCAUUUCGUCGUCAGACUCGGCGAAUACGAUUUCACCACCAACAACGAGACGCAAUACAUCGAUUAUAGAGUAACGGAUAUAAGAACGCACCCGGACUACGAUCAGGCUACGCACGGCAAUGACAUAGCUUUGGUGCGGUUAAAAAGUCCGACGGUUUAUAAUUCAUUCAUCAGGCCGAUCUGUUUGCCUAAAACAAACUUGGAGGUUUACAACAAACUCGCUGUUGUGGCUGGUAAGAAAAAUGAUUUUUUCACGGGUAUUGACGGUCCGUUUCGUUUAAUCUAUUUCGAUUUGAAACGUAUCCAUAUUAGUAGGAAUUUUCUAUGCGUUUGUUCGUCAUUAUUGUUACGCGUUAUAAUAAUAUAUUUUCAGGUUGGGGACAAACCGUAUUCGGUGGCCAAGUCAGUAAUGUCCUCCAAGAAGUGGUGAUACCGAUAUGGGAACACGACCAAUGUGUUUCGGCUUUUUCGCAACCGAUUUUCAAGACGAACCUGUGCGCCGCGUCUUACGAUGGCGGCAAAGAUUCCUGUUUGGUGGGUAUUUCGUACAAAAUAAUUACAACGAUUAUUAUUCCUUUAACGCAUAUUGUUACAGUUUUGAUUUUUUUUUUCUGGAUUAUUUAGGGCGAUUCGGGUGGCCCGUUACAAAUACAAAGACAGGACGGUAAGUGGACUAACGUCGGGAUAGUGUCCUGGGGCAUUAGUUGCGGAGAACUCGGAAUACCCGGUGUUUAUACCAAAGUCACGUCGUACCUAAAAUGGAUAGCCGUGAACGCGCAAGACAUCGUUUGACCGGUCGAAGAUACACACAUGUAGAUAGCUAAUGUUAACGUGUAAUUAAUUUAUAAAUAUAUUGUUUAUUUUCCGACCGUGGUGAACACGUAAGACUCGCGUAUAUUAUAAAUAUGUUCGCAUAUAGGAUACAUAUAUAUACUAGUAUGUCCUUAUAGUAAAUGCAAAUACAGUAAAAAUUAUAUUCAAGAUAUAUUCCAGUAGUUUUUAUCGACUGUACCUUUACAGUUUUGGACAAGGAUUGCGGUUACAGCUUGGGCUUUGAUUGGUGGUUGUGUAACUUAGUUUAUAUUUUUUCCCUGUUGCCGUUUAAGGAAGCCCCAUGCCAGGCAACUGCUUUUUUUCAUAUCAAGCCGUUCAGUGGUUUUAAUCCAUCUUUGCCUUCAUCUUGCAUUGUUCAAAGAAGCUAUGAGUUUCCUCCCGUUCUUUGUAGUUUGGUCAUGGGUGAAAUCUUUAUAUAGUUUUUCUGACUCCUUGUUCCAACCAAGUAAAUAACGUAUGCUUCUUUUAGCUGAUUUCUCCAUGAGCCCUGAAAAAUGUGACAAACAGCAAGGAGAUUUCGGAAUACGGUUAAUGUUCUUCUCUAUAUAGUAAUUGAACUCUUUCCAAUCAGUUUUUCGAAAAUUUCAUCUCGGAAUUGGGCAGGAGGAGAUUAAGUGUAGAGUAAAGCCGGUUUUAAUUAUAAUGACCUUAUGUUGGCUAUUGGGAAAUGCUCCUAGACUGAACUCUUUGCAGGGAAUGAUAAGCCGUCUUCAUCGAUAGUAACCAUUUUCAAAUCCGGAUUAUAGCCCACUCUCCAUCUAGCUGACCAAAAAGUUGGGGGGCCCUUUAGGUCUUGUAGUAAGUAUAAAUCAGAUGAUGAAAUCCAGUCUUGGAGUGUUUGACCAGAUUCAUCAAUUUCAGCGUAUCCCCAGGUGGUAUUAUGGCUAUUGAAGUCUCCAGUGACCAAAAUAGGCUUAUCAACUGAUGGUAGUGCGAUACUUUCCUACUUUGCAUUUGGUGGUUUGUAAAUGUUAUACUACUUGAAUGAUUUAAAAACUCUCAGUUUCGAAUUGUAUGUAGAUAAUCAUGUCAUACUUAUUAUGGAGGCGGGAGCACGCAAGUUUAAAACCGGUGAUUUUAUAGCUGUUUAUGUUACAAUUAGAUGAGAUGUGAGUUUAUUGAAGUGAGAAAAUGGUUGCAUUUUUAUCUCCAGUGAGUUUUUGUAAAUACUCAUAGUUUGCUUUAGUUAAUCCCUCAACGUUAAUUUUAAGUAUGGUUAUAUUGUUGUUUAACUUGUUUUUACAGUCAGAGUGACUUGCAUCAUUAUCCAAGCCCUUAGAAGGGCUGUUUAGAAGAGGCUACAGACCUUCUUUGUCUACUGUAUUUGCAUUCAUAUCGUGUGAUUACAAGAUGUAAUGGACGAUGGACAGGGUAUUGGCUAUUAAUUGACUUAUAUAUUUUGCGUAGAGAAAAUAAUGCGAGUGACAGGAGCGGUCACGAGAAGGCUGCCAACAUACACCCUCAUUGGAUAAAUGUAACCAAGUCUUACCGAACACUAUCUAAUAACGCAGAAAUUCGCUUCAGCAGCCAAAGGACCAUUAUUAUUAUUAUUAUUGUGUUAAUAAUUACAUAUUUCGAGAUAUUUUUCUAAAUUAUGGCGUAUUCAGACGGUUUCUUUUUUUUUUAAUUGUGUGCUCACGUGUCGUGUACAUUAUUUUUUAAAUUCAUUUUUUUCCCCAUGUUUGGGCGUUUUCCAGUACAUGAAUUUACGAGUAAUGGUCAUGAACAUGACGGUAAAACAUAGCGUUCUAACCAAUUAUUGUAUAUUAUACAUAUUAUAUAUACAUCAUGGUUCAUUGUACUAGC